Messenger RNA from Canis lupus familiaris (dog), 1296 nucleotides. It is a transcript of the gene DRD4, whose product is annotated as dopamine receptor D4. Bases 1 to 1296 code for a protein of 431 amino acids. Gene Ontology annotation, molecular function: dopamine neurotransmitter receptor activity, coupled via Gi/Go; G protein-coupled receptor activity. NCBI's taxonomy places the organism in Eukaryota, Metazoa, Chordata, Mammalia, Carnivora, Canidae. The transcript has 4 exons. The record is from RefSeq and is a predicted model, not a curated record. Gene Ontology annotation, cellular component: plasma membrane. Gene Ontology annotation, biological process: adenylate cyclase-activating adrenergic receptor signaling pathway; adenylate cyclase-inhibiting dopamine receptor signaling pathway.
AUGGGGAACCGCAGCGCCGGGGACGCCGACGGGCUGCUGGCGGGGCGCGGGCCGGGCGCGGGGACCCCGGGGACCCCGGGCGCGGCGGCGGCGCUGGCGGGGGGCGUGCUGCUCAUCGGCGCCGUGCUCGCGGGGAACGCGCUGGUGUGCGCGAGCGUGGCGGCCGAGCGCGCCCUGCAGACGCCCACCAACUACUUCAUCGUGAGCCUGGCGGCCGCCGACCUACUCCUCGCCCUGCUCGUGCUGCCCCUGUUCGUCUACUCCGAGGUCCAGGGCGGCGUGUGGCUGUUCAGCCCCGGCCUCUGCGACGCGCUCAUGGCGAUGGACGUGAUGCUGUGCACCGCCUCCAUCUUCAACCUGUGCGCCAUCAGCGUGGACAGGUUCGUGGCGGUGGCCGUGCCGCUGAGUUACAACCGCCAGGGCGGGGGCGGCCGCCAGCUGCUGCUCAUCGGCGCCACGUGGCUGCUGUCGGCGGCGGUGGCGGCGCCCGUGCUGUGCGGCCUCAACGACGCGCGCGGCCGCGACCCCGCCGUGUGCCGCCUGGAGGACCGCGACUACGUGGUCUACUCGUCCGUGUGCUCCUUCUUCCUGCCCUGCCCGCUCAUGCUGCUGCUCUACUGGGCCACGUUCCGGGGCCUGCGGCGCUGGGAGGCCGCGCGUCGGGCCAAGCUGCACGGCCGGACACCGCGCAGACCCAGCGGCCCCGGCCCGCCGCCCCCCGACGGCAGCCCCGACGGCACCCCCGGCCCGCCGCCCCCCGACGGCAGCCCCGACGGCACCUCGGACGGCACCCCCGGCCCACCGCCCCCCGACGGCAGCCCCGACGGCACCCCCGGCCCGCCGCCCCCCGACGGCAGCCCUGAUGACAACCCCCGCCCGCCGCCCCCUGACAGCAGCCCUGGCCCGCCGCCCCCCGAGGUCACCCCCGAUGACACCCCCGACGCCACACCCCGCCCCCUGCCCCCCGCCGCCGACGCCGCCGCGCCCCCCCCCGCCGACCCUGCAGAGCCCCCGCGGCAGCCACGCAAGCGGAGACGCGCCAAGAUCACCGGCCGGGAGCGCAAGGCUAUGAGGGUGCUGCCCGUGGUGGUCGGCGCCUUCCUGCUGUGCUGGACGCCCUUCUUUGUGGUGCACAUCACCCGGGCGCUGUGCCCCGCCUGCCCCGUGCCCCCGCGGCUGGUCAGCGCCGUCACCUGGCUGGGCUACGUCAACAGCGCCCUCAACCCGCUCAUCUACACCGUGUUCAACGCCGAGUUCCGUGCCGUCUUCCGCAAGGCCCUUCGCCUCUGCUGCUGA